Penicillium argentinense is the source of this 792-nucleotide messenger RNA. RefSeq lists its product as uncharacterized. The transcript is spliced from 3 exons. NCBI's taxonomy places the organism in Eukaryota, Fungi, Ascomycota, Eurotiomycetes, Eurotiales, Aspergillaceae. The record is from RefSeq and is a predicted model, not a curated record. The coding region runs from base 1 to 792 and encodes 263 amino acids. Gene Ontology annotation, molecular function: dipeptidyl-peptidase activity.
AUGUACCUCACCACGUCCUACUCGACAGAUCUCCAUUGUGAAGGCUUAUUCUGGACAUUUGAGGAGGCAAAGACUCCUCGCAAGUGGCUCAGAGUGCAUGUGUUGCAGGAAUGGCAUGAACUGUACCGGACAGAAGCUGUGGAUGAUCUGCAACGUUUCUACGACUUCUAUGCAAAUGAAAUAUUGGAUGGAUGGGAGGAGCAAACGCCGAGGGUUCGUCUUACAUUGCUGGGUUAUGAGUGCAGUCAGACCCUGACUGCGGAGGAGCAUCCUGAGGAGCAAUGGCCCCCUGCUUCGCAGUGGGCAGGACUACGUGAUUUACUUUACUUUGACAAGAAGACCGAAAUCUGCGGCCGACCCUUCGUGAAGCUGUACAUGUCCUGCGACGAAUCAGACGACAUGGACGUGGUCGUCCAGAUCGGAAAUGUCACAUCAUCAGGCGGAUUCUUCGAAUCUUUGAACUGGUCUACAAUGCCUGAACCGGCACAAAGUCCCGAAUGUCAAUGUUGCGAAGCAUCGGGAACGAGGACGAGUUUCCGGUUUAUUCUCACGGAGGACGACAGCCGAUUAUUACUGGAAAGAUUGCCACUUUAUAUCCCCAUUUGGCCUGUCGAUGCGGUAUUUGAGGCUGGGGAGGGCUUGAUGCUCCGGGUUUCUGGUCAUGAUAUGGCGCUUCCCGAGGUGGAAAUGUUGAGACUUACGGAGCCGGUGGAUGAGAACCGGGGAAACCUUUCUGUGUACACGGGAGGAGAGUACCGGAGCUAUUUGUCUCUACCUAUUAUUAGACCUUAA